Molecule: messenger RNA, 6143 nt
Organism: Gadus chalcogrammus (walleye pollock)
Lineage: Eukaryota; Metazoa; Chordata; Actinopteri; Gadiformes; Gadidae
Gene: rgma
Product: repulsive guidance molecule BMP co-receptor a
Exons: 4
Coding region: 2205-3515 (436 amino acids)
Biological process (GO): BMP signaling pathway
Cellular component (GO): plasma membrane
Molecular function (GO): coreceptor activity
Source: RefSeq, a predicted model, not a curated record
CUCUUCAUUCGUUUUUAUCCAAUAGACAAUGCUUUGGUGGUUUUAAAAACCACACAUAUGCUUUCUUUGCGACAAUUUGAUUUUUACAAUUGCACCUUUUGAAAUGGACUACAUCUCAUGUAUGCCAUCAGAAUUAAAUGCUUGAUAUCAAUAAUAACCCAAAUCUUCUUGGAUCGAUCCAUGCCCCUGAUGUGAUCUGGUAUAUGUGGUUCUCCUUGAGAGGAGCCAUGGCUGUGCUUCAAAGUGAAACAUUAAAAGGCUGUUUGGUAACGUGUCAUUUACGUAGGCCUAUAAGUUAUUUAAGUUGGUAUUUGGAAUGCAUAUGGGAAAAAAGACGCGUGUGCGUAAACGUUUGGCCUAUUUUAGUUUGAAAUGAGAGUUUAUGCAGUGAGAGACUGAACCUCCAGCGGGUCUGUCAGGCUGAUCCACCAUGGAGACUGCUCGCAUACCAGCCUCCAUUAGGUAUACACACACUUGUCCCCAUAUAGUGCACACAUGACAGCUUUAGUAGACUGAUAUCAAAUCUAAAUCCCGGGUGUUCGGGCUGCUUAAUGCCAUGUGCUGUGCGCUCACGGCUGAGUUUGUAGGAGGUUUAUAUCAGGCGCCAUCUGUUGGAAAUGAGGAUAAUAUGCGAGGGUCCCAUAAUAAAUCCGAGUUUGUCAUGUUUGGAUAGGCUACACGAUAGAAGCUAUAGACCUGGAAAGUCAUAUGCCUUUCUUGCAUGUGUCAAGACGUGUCUAUAAAAGGCCGAGUUAAAAUACAUCUGCAUGUAAUAUUUAUAAUAUGUGUUGCAUCUUUAUUAUCCUCGUUGCCAGCAUCGAUAACUGAAGCUCUUGAUGAAUUAUCGAUUAGGAAAUCAGGAAAACCGCAACACUUUCCCAUAUUGGGCCAUCAUUUAAAGCUGGGUGUUGUUUUCAAACAACAUUUUUAUUCGACUUUAUAAAAUAGGCUGCAAUAUUUUGGAGGGCUGUUUUGGAGUCUCAGUCUGUGGGAGUUUAUUAAAAUAUAAGGUCCCUUAACUCAGAAUUGAAGCAUGUCAAUGUUCAUUUGAAUACAUGUGGCCGACCUGACACAUGACGGGCGCAACAGGUGACACAGGCUGGCCACUUGGCCUGUUUCCAGUCACUCCUAUAGACCAGGCCUGAAGCUCUGCCCCCACUAAUUCUACCACACGCUCGCUAAGGGCAACGGACCCCAUGCAUUCGAUGGAAUAAUUUUAUGAGGAAAUGUUUGAUUUGUCUUCGUUUAUACAUUAUUUAGGCUAUAGCUCUUAAAUAACGCUGGCUUCCCCGCAUCGUUCUGGUCUCUCUUUAGAAUAAUCCAUAACUUCCAAGAUGAAUGGACCUUAACUCUGCUUCCCCAUACCUUCAAUGUUUUAAUAGGCCUAUUUGAAUACAAAUGAAAGCAUUAAGCUUACUAUGGACCUAACCAACCAACCUAUAGCAAGUGUUGACUGACAUGGUGUCGGGAAUGUCUACGUAGGGAUCUAUGUGGAAAACAUAUGAGUUAAAUCUGAAACAAUAAUCAAUAAUUCUACAUUAUUAUUACAUUAUUUAGGUCUUUAUCUACAGUAGGCCUAUGUGAUUAGCUGAUUUAACUAUGUGGAUGGAUGAUUAUUGACUACCUCGGACUACUUUGGCUAUGUCAAGAUAUCUGAACGGGCGCUCAGUUGUGAUUUAUUAUCAUUAUUACUAUUAUUAUUAUUAUUGUUAUUAUUAUCAUGAUGAUGAUUAUGAUGAAAGUUAUACACAGCCCUAUUUUGUAAAGCGUGUAUGCUGCUGCGGUUUAAUGACGCGUGAGGAGAAAGUCUCUGGUCUAUUAUCAGGGAUUUGCACCGCAAAUUGCACGGUUAUUACAGCGUGACAUGGGAUGCUGCUUACAUCUGGCACUGAGGGUAAACACCUUGUUGUGUGGCUCCCGACUAGUCCUCGCUGGGUCGAAGAAAAGCCUGCACGUCGAGAUGUAAUUUGAAACUGAGAAGGGGGUUUUAAGUCUAGAACGACGCUCUGUGAUUGGUUCCCGGCCGCUGAGGGGCACUGGGCUACACACACAUCACCUUCUGAAGGACCAUCGAUUCCCGGUUGGUCGUCGUUGUUCAAAGGACUCGAAUUCGAUUGAAGGACACAAAACGACUUUUAAAGUGGGCAAACAUCGCGAUAUUUAAUUAAAGGGAGAGGAGUGAAGUCCGACCCCGAGCUGGAUGGAUGGUUAUGGGGAAGAGAGCAAGGCUGUCGGCGCUUGAAGUGUGCAACAUCCUCAUCACGAUCCUCUCCCUGUUCCCCGUCGCCAGCCUGCAGUGCAAGAUCCUCAGGUGUAACUCGGACUUCUGGGCCUCCACCUCCAACUCGGCCCGGGAGGAGGAGUUCUGCACGGCGCUGCGGGCGUACAACGGCUGCGUGCGGCGGACCGCCCGCACCUGCCGCGGCGACCUGGCGUACCACUCGGCGCAGCACGGCAUCGAGGACCUCAUGAGCCAGCACAACUGCUCCAAGGAGGGGCCCACCGCGCCGCCCCGGGCCCACACGUCCGCCCCGCCGCCGCCGUCCAAGCCGCCGGCCCCGGACAGCCAGGAGCGCUCCGACGGGCCCGAGGUGUGCCACUACGAGCGCAGCGUCCCCCGGCACGCCCCGCAGCACAACUACACACACUGCGGCUUCUUCGGGGAUCCCCACCUGCGCACCUUCGGCGACGAGUUCCAGACCUGCCGGGUGGAGGGCGCCUGGCCCCUCAUCCACAACAAGUUCCUGUCGGUGCAGGUCACCAACUCGCCCGUGGUCCCCGGGAGCCUGGCCACUGCCACGAGCAAGCUGACCAUCAUCUUCAAGAACUUCCAGGAGUGCGUGGACCAGAAGAUGUACAAGGCCGAGACGGACGAGCUGCCCGCCGCCUUCGCCGACGGCUCCAAGAACGGCGGCGACCGCCACGGCGCCAACACGCUGCGGGUGGUGGAGCGGGUCCCGGGGCAGCACGUGGAGAUCCAGGCGCGCUACAUCGGCACCACCAUCGUGGUGCGGCAGGUGGGCCGCUACCUGACUUUCGCCGUGCGCAUGCCGGAGGAGGUGGUGCACUCUGUGGAGGAGGGCGACAACCAGGACCUGUACCUCUGUCUGCACGGCUGUCCCGCCAACCAGCUCAUAGACUUCAGGACGUUCAGGGCCCGCGCCACCGAGACCCAGGGCAAAGCCCGGGUCCACAGCGGCACCGCGCCGCACGGCUUCACCUACCAGGCGGCCCGGGCCCGCUGCAAAGAGCGCCUCCCGGUGGAGGACGUCUACUUCCAGUCCUGCUUGUUCGACCUGCUCUCCUCGGGCGACAUCAACUUCACCAUGGCGGCCUACUACGCCUUCGAGGACGUCAAGAUGCUCCACUCCAACAGCAAGAGAUACCACCUGUUUGAGAAGGACCCCUUUGUGGGGAACGCGGCCCCCCCGGCGGGGUUGCAUUGGCUGCAGCUCGUCCUGGUCCACUGUCUGACCGUCUAUCUGUGGACGGAGUGCUGCUCGGCCCAGCUCUAGUCCCCCGCCCUCCCGCCGCCCGCGUCGGCUCUGCCGGCGGGUUCAAAGGAGUACCGUCACUGUAUUGUAGAUGAGCUGCGGUGUGAGCUCCGGUUGUUUGACUGGUGACUAGCCAGCCUCAGCACUCAUCCCCGAGUUACAUGUCGUCCUCAUAAGAUGUUUUCUGUCUUGGAUUAUUGUGGUGCCGCCCUCAGCUCCGUGCUCCUCAUCAUCACUCGCUUUUUAAGCUGGUUUACGGCACUGCUAUCUGUUGAAAGGUGGUGGAGGGUGAGGGGGAGCCCUGCUUUCUGGAUAUCCAGCCGAGAUUAAACCUGGCCUCUUCGCUAGGGGGGGUGCCUGCUCAUGGGAAGCCGGACCAGAUGAUCUUCUGCAGAAAGAGGAGUUUGUUGAUCCUUCUCCGCUUAUCCCCUGAUUGGUGCCCGGCCAGGGAAGCUCUCGGGGCUCGUAUUGCUCGGCUCAAAGACCUGAGAAGGCCUUUUGUUAACCUAUGGCCUUGAGCAGCUCUCUGUUUGAUGAGUUUCCAGCUCCCCAAAGCCAGAGCUUUUUGUAGUAAGCGCUGGGCCGACAGGAUGCCAGAGCAGUGUCUCCAGUGGUCUGCUUCAGUGAUUAAUGGUACAUAAAGUGUGCGUUUGUGUGAGUGUUCGCGUGUGUGUGUGUGUGUGUGUGUGUGUGUGUGUGUGUGUGUGUGUGUGUGUGUGUGUGUGUGUGUGUGUGUGUGUGUGUGUGUGUGUGUGUGUGUGUGUGUGUGUGUGUGUGUGUGUGUGUUUGUCUGUGCGUGUGUGCGCGUGUGUGUGUGUGAGAAACCUAGGAUUAAUAUUUGCCGAUAUCGGUUAACUAUGUUUUGUUUAAUGUGUGUAUGCCGUGUUGGUUAUGUAUUAAUUUUGGACAUGAACAAACCUCCUUAAGGAGAUAUAUUUCAUCUAUCUUUCAAUUGCACGCAGAGAGAAAGAUAUCCGGGUCUGUGUUCAAAGAGAGGUCUCAAUAUGCCAAGUGGAAGGGGAUGGACACAGCUUCCAUGGCCACGUCCACCCAGUCAACUCUUGAAGCCCUUUAUGACGUUACGCAUUUGAGGCUUUUUUCAAUUCAUAGGUAAUAAUGAAUGUACUUGGGUAAUGUACAGAAAACACCGAAAAUAAAUGUGCAAUGGACGCAAGAAGUUUAUCUAUUGGAUCAUCAUUUACAUUGCAUAUCUCUUUCAAACUGCCAUUUGUCUGCAGCAGAGGCCAUCUAAGCUGUAUUUAUAAGCGUCCACCAUCAUUUAGACAUUAAUCAUUGGCUCUUGCUCAUUUUCAAACCAGCCAUUUGAUAGAUGAAAAUAAUUCCACUCUUCAAUGAUUUUAAAUGUAUGUUUGGCUACUGGCAUUCAUCUGGGGCUCAGAUUGUUGCAUUACAAUAAGCAUUGGCAAUAACCUCCAAUCACAUACUAAUUGUUGGUUGUCUUCUGAUGAAAUGGUGGUCGGAGAUAGACCAACAAGCUGUUACUGACCGUGACUGUGUUGCACAUCCGGCACAAUAGCUUCGGCUGACUUGAUGCUGGCAGAUGGCGGUUGGCUUUAGGCAGCAACUGUAAGGUUCUUGGUCCUCGUUUUCGCUAGUACAGUUGGAUUGAUGGUAAUGCAUUCUUACACUGAAGUACACAGCAGGUGUGACUACUGCUUUCUCUGUGUGGAUUAGUGCGGUUUGACAAAAAAAGAACACCCACAAAAAAACAAACACAAACCAGUUGAUUGUAAUGUUGAAUCUUGCGUUCAUAGAUGUAGUUUGUAUUGUGCGUUUAUUGUAAAUGGUUCUAUGUGUGUAAUGUGACAGUGUAUAUACGUUUUGCGAAUUGUUAUCAAGUUUGAGUUUGAGUGUUCUAAUGGUUGUGUUGAAUUUAUCACUACAGUCGUGUCUUUUUAAAUGAACAUUUUGUAUAAUGUGAACGUUUUGUUUCAAAAGGGAUUUUGCAAAAACAUGAACACUACAAAACAAAUAUUAAGUGGUAAGAUAAGUAAUACGCAACUAUUCACUUUAAAUAGUAUAACAAAAUAGACGUUUAAUCGCUCGUCUGCAAUUACAUGCAAAAGGUUGAACAUAAGCUACACCUAAUGCAGGCCACUUAUUUAAAAAUGGAAAGGUGGAAUGUCUUUUGAGGUGUUCAUGUUUUUGAGUUAAAAGCACUUUAAGUUGACCAUUUCAUUUAGCUCUUGUUCUGUUUGAACUUCAUUGUGAAUAGUCUGUCAGACUGUAUAUGGCAAAAGUUACACAUUCAAAAGAAAAUAGUCAAAAGAGGCCAUAAAGAUCAAAAUGUUUAGAUGUAAAACUAAAGUAGUGGCUCAUGGCUAUUGUUUAUAAUGUAAAUUAUUUAUUGAAUUAAAUAAAAUGUGUUGUUAAAAGAUUUGUCUCGUGUGGAUGCAUGUUCUUUUUCAGGAUUUGCUGAAGUCACGAUCCACUGCACAUAGACGAAGUUGUACUGCCCCCUGCUGUUUUACUAAAGCAAUCUAAAAUGUGGUUGUUUUUUCAGAAAUUAAGUAGUAUUGCCAGGGCCUGCACUGGCCAUUCUGGUGAGGUAAGGAUUUGGCACCGCCCUCGCCCAGGGGUAGGUAAUUGUAAUGUUAUCAGGGACAGGGCCUCAAUGGACGUCCAACA